Messenger RNA from Cavia porcellus (domestic guinea pig), 8910 nucleotides. It is a transcript of the gene Lsamp, whose product is annotated as limbic system associated membrane protein. The transcript has 9 exons. Lineage: Eukaryota; Metazoa; Chordata; Mammalia; Rodentia; Caviidae. Bases 318 to 1403 code for a protein of 361 amino acids. The record is from RefSeq and is a predicted model, not a curated record.
GAGGAGCAUCCAGCCUCCGAGAGACCAGGGAAGCACCGCUGCGUUUGGCAGCCUCUGCAUCUUUUUAAGAGGGUUUUCCAUUCCUGAGGUUCUUUGCAAAUUGUGUUGUGUGACUUUCCCCCUCAUCCCCGGUUGGGUUUCCAGGAGGGCUCUGUGAAGUCUCAGAGGGAAAAGAGACCGAGCGAGGGAAAGAGAGAGACUAAGUGGGGAGCAGCACAAACUGCAACGCUGAGCGCCCCGUCCGCAGAGCCCUCUCUCCGCGGAGCAGCGCGCCCUCCGGAGCCCAGCGCGGACCGACCGACCUCGGCGUGGCCACCAUGGGCGGGCGAGUGCAGCCGGAUCGGAAACAGUUGCCGCUGGUCCUACUGAGAUUGCUCUGCCUUCUCCCCACAGGACUGCCCGUUCGCAGCGUGGAUUUUAACCGAGGCACGGACAACAUCACCGUGAGGCAGGGGGACACGGCCAUUCUCAGAUGUGUUGUAGAAGACAAGAACUCGAAGGUGGCCUGGUUGAACCGUUCUGGCAUCAUUUUCGCUGGACAUGACAAGUGGUCCCUGGACCCCCGGGUUGAACUGGAAAAACGCCACUCUCUGGAAUACAGCCUACGAAUCCAGAAAGUGGAUGUCUAUGAUGAGGGUUCCUACACAUGCUCGGUUCAGACACAGCACGAGCCCAAGACCUCCCAAGUUUACUUGAUCGUACAAGUUCCACCAAAGAUCUCCAACAUCUCCUCGGAUGUCACUGUGAAUGAGGGCAGCAAUGUGACCCUGGUCUGCAUGGCCAAUGGCCGUCCUGAACCUGUUAUUACCUGGAGACACCUUACACCAACUGGCAGAGAAGUUGAGGGAGAAGAAGAAUAUCUGGAGAUCCUUGGCAUCACCAGGGAGCAGUCAGGCAAAUAUGAGUGCAAAGCAGCCAAUGAGGUCUCCUCGGCAGAUGUCAAACAAGUCAAAGUCACUGUGAACUAUCCUCCCACUAUCACAGAGUCCAAGAGCAACGAAGCCACCACAGGGCGACAAGCUUCACUCAAAUGUGAGGCCUCGGCAGUGCCUGCUCCUGACUUUGAGUGGUACCGGGAUGACACCAGGAUAAACAGUGCUAAUGGCCUUGAGAUUAAGAGCACAGAGGGACAGUCCUCCCUGACGGUGACCAACGUCACUGAAGAGCAUUAUGGCAACUAUACUUGUGUGGCUGCCAACAAGCUGGGGGUCACCAAUGCCAGCCUAGUCCUUUUCAAGCGUGUUUUACCCACAAUCCCCCACCCCAUUCAAGAAAUUGGCACCACCGUGCACUUCAAGCAAAAAGGACCUGGGUCGGUGAGAGGAAUAAACGGAUCCAUCAGUCUGGCCGUACCACUGUGGCUGCUGGCAGCAUCUCUGCUCUGCCUUCUCAGCAAAUGUUAAUAGAAUAAAAAAUUUAAAAGUAAUUUAAAAAACACACAACAAUGUGUCACACCAGAUACAGAGAGAGAGAGAGAGCACGUGUGCAAGAUGGUGGGGGGAGACUUCACAACUUUGUGUGUUUAUAAAUGAAGGGGUAAAUACGAAAAUGAAGAAAAUCCAACAUUUAAAGCAAUUUUAAAGUCCAUCAAUAAAAAAGUUGAGCAUAAUUCAGGGUGGGAAAUGAAAUGUUCUACCAUGAUCUGUGUAUAUCUACUACAAAUGAAUGCCAUGUAAAGGCAUCUGGAUAUUGUAAAAAAUAAGAUCAAGAAAAACCACAUGGAUAUUCACCACCAUCACCCCACACACACAAUUUGCCCUUCCUCUUCCAUCUGUUUUCUUCUGUGGGGAAAAAUAUAAGGUCUUGCCUUUGAUGUUUAUAUUUCCAUAAUCUGUUUAUUCUGUUCUCAUUUGAGCUGACUGAUAGCCAUUUCAGACUAUUAAUGGAAUCUUGUGUUGAACCUUUAUCAGACUACCCUGCCUCCACUCUUUCUCCAACUUUCGAGAUCACCCCUGUAUUUCCAGUGUGUUUUAUCGUCCCACAACCACACUAAAGAGUUCUCUUUAUCCAGCCCACCUGACCUCUCCUUGCCCCAGCGCCCUCCGGAAUACUUGUCACGCCGCAGAUGGUAGGAAGUGCCAUUUUAAGUUUUUCCAUUGUGCGUGUGUGCUCAAGUCUCUCGCUCUCACGUGAGUGCACAUGUGUGUGAGAGUGUGUGUGUCUCUCUCUAAAGCAUGCCAAGGGAAUGGUCCAUGUGUACAUAGACUCAUUGUGCUGUAGAUACUGUCCUGCAUUGUAAUUGUGACAUGCGGCUGUAACGAGUUGCUGGGGGAGAUGGCUGGGAGGCAGGUAAGGAGCAGACUCCUCCAUUCAUGGCAGUCAUAGGACAUCAGUAAGGAUUCAAAACAAGCUGUGUCCCCUUCCAAGGGCAGGACCCCAUAUUCCUCCUAAUCUCAUCUUCAGAACCCAGUCAGGAGUCACUCAGAAUAUCACUGUCAAUGAAAGUGCCUACUAUCGAUGGGGUGAGCGAACAGAUUUCACUGAUUUCAUGAGUCUGAGGGAUUCAUAAAUUUUCUGGCUUUUGACAGGCUUGGGCCUUGCUUCACUGCAGAAGUGAACAGCAUACGCUGAGCAAGGCCCCCGCAAUGGGAGUGUUAAAGUGUUAACUCCAUGAGAAGAGUAAUGAGCCGCAUGGAGAUACCGAGCAGCCCUGUUUUGCUUUCCCCCAAUCUUCAAACAAUAUUGCAUUUGCCCCAUAAAUUUCCCUGAGCAGAGAUCAUUUCCUCUUUCAGACAAUACAGUGAGUGUGAGCAAGACAGGAAAAGUGGACAGAUGCCCCUGGCCCUUCCCCACAUUCUGUAGAUACUGCUGGAGCACUAAUUUGAAACACCAAUACUAAAGACAAAGAAUUCACUUCUCGUGCCCCUUUGUAAUGUUUGUCCUGGUGUUGUAGCUAAUACCAUUGUUGGUUGCAUAUAUCACCCCUUCUGUUCUAUAGAUGAUGUCUGUACCUCCAUUGUUAUAAAGCUCAUCAUUAUACCAGGCCAGGCCACUAGGGAAUACAGUACAGUCACAUCCCUUGCUCUAUUUAAAUUUGCAUCUUUACACAUCAUCUUGGCUUUAACACAGACAUGUGAGCUAACUCCUUAACCAAGAGAUUUGGGUCACUCGUAAUUAAUGUAGGUAGAAGUGAUAUGAAAACCACAAAAGUUAGUAUCACCACAUAACCUGAAGUGUUUUCUUAGCCAAGAUCUUACAGAGGAAGCUGGCUCUCUGUCAAGAAACUGUGCAUUGCUUACACUUAGACUAUAGGAGGCCCUGGAAAGUGGUUUGGCUUUUGAAAGGACAAAGGCGAUCAUAAUUCAAUACAAUACCACAGAGUCAAAUAUAGUAGCUCAUCAACUGCUUGAACCUCGAAAAUGACUGUCACAUGAUAUAAAAUGACAAAUUUCAUAAUUGGAAAUUUUGCAGUUUAGGCAUGCAAGAGAGGAAAAAUUAUAGAUAAGAGUAUUUUAGGCAGAUCCUGAAACAGGACAGAAAUUUUUAUUCAAGAAGGUAGUUAGCAAAAAAAUAAAGAGCAAGUGAGCCAUAUUCCUAUGUAUCAUAACUUAUUGACAAUCGGGGAUUUCUCUAGCUGUUUGGUCUUCUUAAUAUAGAAAAAAUGGUUAUUACUUUUAAUGUCAUACAUUCCCCAUGUGUGGAAGAGUCACUCAGUCCUUAAGUGGAAACUUUGAAAGAGUUCAUAAUCAUUUUAAAGAUGCAUGAAGAGAAGAGGAACAGGAGUUAACUCUGACAUCAUUGUCACCCUUUCAGCGCAGAGAUCUGUGCAUGUCACAGGCUUUAUUCAUGUGCCUGGCCUUCUUAUCAUCUACAUCCUGUCAUAGGAAGAGGUCUUGGUGUUAUGGGAGAAGCAGCUCCACUAGAAGGAAUGUGUUGGCCACAUCAGUAUCAUUGGUUAUCUUGGUUUUAAUAUAAUGGACCAUACAUUAAACAUAAUUAAACAAAUAUUUUAAAAUGUGGUGUUUGCCUAUAUCUUGCAAGAUUAGUGAUUUUAAUAACUUCAUUUCUUGCUCUCAUUUCAGAGAAAAUACUGGCCCCAGAAAUCUCAUAGGGUAAGGAAUGUCUCUAGGUUUUGCAGAGAAUGAAAAUCACUGCAAUUUGGACAGAAGUUGAAAAUAAAUGUAGGCUCAGGAUAUAGACACCAAAAAAUCAUCAAAUCAUAAGUGACUUUCAAAUUUAAUUCAUUAUAUUAUUAGCAAUCUGUUUAGGAGUCUUACCUAUUGGCAAUCAAAACACUAAAAAGCACCAGCUUUGGGAAAUAAUAUACUGAGAGGCAUGGAAUGCAUCAAAUAAUCUCAAUGGCUAAUAUAUCUCAUGGCAAUUGUAUACAAAAUGAAACUCCCAUUAAUAAAACAAAAUCCUUAGCCCUAAUUUUCAGUUAAGAAAAAUGGAAGUAACACUUCCUGAAGAAUGACCCAGAGCACUUCCUGAAGAAUGAAAACUCUCCUAGGUUUUACAACUAUAGAAUUUUAAUUAUAUUAUCUGUGUAGAUGCUUACUGGAAAGUUUUUGCUUUGUUAAUGAAAGAGCUUUUCUUGUUUUUAAGACAUAAAAUCCCUCUAUUCUAGAAGAAUUAAAGCUAAUGGAAGAGCAGCUAUGCGUUCUAUAGGGAGGGAUUCCUACAGGUCUUUGCCUUCUCUUCCAAGUCAGACAGACUUCUCUCUAGCCAUGGGCACUUUUUUUUUACUAUGUAAUCAGACACUUGGGGCUAUAAUAGAGACCUUGUAAAAGUACUCGUGAUUUUCAUGUUCUUGGAGGAUAGAAACAAAAAUCUGUUUCACCUCUGAUAAUGGACUUACCUCCUUUGCACACAAAACUAAAACUCCUCAGCAUGAAAUUAUUUGAGUUAUUCUUUAUGGAGUUCUAAUCAUCUUACUCCCGAGUCACACGUUCACCUCUGCGUUGCUUAUGCUUUGACUGUUUUUAAGCCAAGUCUUCUUGAACGUCUCAUUUUCUUUUUCGCACGCUUUGAAUUAUUUGCAGAAAAAAUAAUACAUGUGUGUGUUUUUUAAUCUUUACAGAUGCUAUAUUUACAAUAAUAUAUGUAUUAUAAGAAAAAUUUAGUGUAACAGUUUAGAUUUACAUGGGAGAAAAGUAAUGAAUUUGGUUUAUUUUUUAAAAAAAGAGCUAUGCUUCGUUAGAAAGCCCCAUUUUGCCCAUUUUGUAACUAUUUUGCUUAAAAGAAAUUUGUUUAUGGGCCACAUACUUUGAGAAUAACCAUAUCCUUAUUUUUUUCUUCAUCCUUAUAAACAUGUACCCCAGAUUUAAUCUUGGCUCCCGAUAAUAUUAGCUUUUAUAGCAAUAUAAGUGCAGUGCUAUCUCUGAUGUGGAAAAAAUAUAUAAAAACUUCCAAGACAAAUGAACAUAUUACACAACUGGUGAGAUAAGUCCUCAAGUUAAGUAACACAUAUCCUCUUUAGGAAGUCUCCUUUCUUAAGUACUUAAAAUAUUUCUCCUCAAAGACUACAUUUGCCCCAAAGAUAUAAAUUUUCCAUCGUGGUUGACAUAAUAACUGUAACACCUCACUAAAUGCAAAAUGGAGUUUAUAUUUUCAUGCAUACUUGUGAGAAGAGAGGUAAACUAUUCCUAUUUGCAUUUAGUUAUGUUGUGCAAAUGUCACCAACUGAAAUUCAAGAAAGAAUUUGUUUUCACCCAGCAACUUACAUCACUUUUCUCUUGGCAAAGUGACUAGCUGUUAACAUUAGGUUUAGGAUUAACAUUUGCAGCCAUGGAAUGUUUAUGGAUAUUGUGGAAAACUUAUUUAAAGUCUUGAUUUCUUUUCAGCACAUUUACAUACUCUGUGCUGAUUAAUAAAUUAGACACCAAUCAUGUGUAAAUCAAUGUAAAUGCCUAGUUUAUGUACAUAAUAUAAACUAUGUAAACUUCAUUUUCCAUGCAGGGCCCAAAUUCAGCUAGACCUGUAAAUCUUCAACAGAAAAAUUCAAAUGAAAAUGAACAGCCUAAGUAUUACACAGGUCAAAAUGGAAAGUAGGUCUAAAGGCUGAAGUCUAAGGUGGCCUCAGCCAAAAGAAGCAGACCCACAGCUAAAUUUUCAGCUUCCCCUCUGUGCAAGUCACAAAUAAGUAGUUGAUCAUCUUGAUCUUCGAGACUUGAGUGGGAGCUCUCCCAAAUUUUGCCUGACCCCAAACAAAGCUAGAGGAAUAAAGAGAUAGAGAGGGACAGCUUGAAAGGUUCUGUGACUGUGUCAGCUCCUCGGCAUCUUGGUAUUGCUUCCUCACCAUCUAAGACAUCUCAUUUAAGUAGCUGCAAGGACGUUACCUAAAUUUCGAUGAGGAAAAGAUUACUCCAGUUUGGUUUUCCAUUCAACAAAACAUUGAGAAAGAUCACUUCUAAUAUAUUGUGGGAUACCAGAAAUGUUAUAUCCUUGAGAAAUGUCUUGCUGAGUUAUCUUAGAAAAUAACUUUUACUUUAAGUAAAAGUAAAGAAAGUAGCUUUUACUUGACUUGUGUUUCUAUACCUUUACACUGAAUUUUACAAAUAGGGGACAGAAUCUUUUCAAUUGUAAGUAUCAUAAGCAUGAUUCUUAUAUACUGAUAUAUAUAUAUAUAUAUAUAUAUAUAUAUAUAUAUAUAUAUAUCAGAUGUCACCAACUGAAACCCAAGAAAGAAUUUGUUUUCAUCCCAGCAAGCUUUAUCUCUGUAUCUCUUUUCUUUCAGCAAGGAAGACAUUUUUACUUCCUUAUAAUCUGAACAAAGGGUAGAGUCAUCAAAGAUAUGACUUUAAAAAUAGAUGCUUUACAAGGACUGUUCUAGGAUAAUUCAGGCCACAUUAACAUGAGACUUAAAUUUGUGCACCUCCGUGUAAAAUAAAAACACUUUAAAGUAAAGUGGGAGUCGUAUUUGAUCAGAGGUCAAAAAAAAAUUGCUUGUAAAGCAGCCCUAGUCGCAAACAUCUAUAUGCUAUCGGUAAAUCAUUUAAACUGUCCGAUUCUUGGUUUCCUCAUCCUGAAAGUGCGGAAUUCUGCUAACGUUUUUUAACCUCUUUUGCCUCUUACCUCUGAUCCUAAAUAGGAAGUGAACGUUCCCUUCUUGCUGUGCCCACUUAAUUAUUCCAAGCAGCUUUUUGUCAUCUCUAGUCUGAUCUCAGAAUCAUCAUGCUAUUAUCUCUACUUAAGCGUUUAAAACUUUCUAGAAUACAGGGUCUUUGGAUUGAUUCUGUCUCUUCUAUCAAAACUCACUAGCAAUGCAGAAAAGGGAUACACUUAGAUUAUACCGAGGUCAUUGAAAUAGCUGGGGUUUCUUUUGUUUACAGUAUUAUAAAAUCUAACUCUUGAACUAUAUAUAGCCUAAUAACCUUCAUAAGAAAGACAAUUGCCAGAUUGGACAUUAUGCUUGUAACAAAUAAGGAAUUUGUGCACAUGAAAAGAACAUCCAUUUUGUUGUUUGUUUGGUUUGGUUUUGAUUUGGUUUUUGCUCAUACUGGGAUGAAUGCCUCAUUAUAGUAAAAGUGUGUCCUUGGCUUGAGCUGAUGGCCACAGCAUAUGGUCCCAGGCAAGUUCAAAUGGAUAAUCUGUAAGAAACAGCCAAGACAAUAUAUUUUUCUUGAGAGAGAUAUAUUUCCUGAAACUUGACUUAUGGGCUAUGAAAUCAAGCAAGUAGAGAGGCAAAAAAUAGGCCUCAUUUUUGAAGUCCAGGUCUGUAAUAUCUAAAGAAGUAGAAAAUAUGACAAAAACAUACUUCAGGUGGUAACAGUUGCAGACAGAAUUAUUGUGAAAGCCAAAAUCAAAUGUGAAAGUUAAGUUCUCCAAGAGGAGAUUUAAGCAAGCAGGGUGGUUUUGAAGCAGUUACUGGGGAAUUAUUUUCUUCUGCCUUGCUCUGAAUGAACUGAGCAUGAGUUCAUUUGCCUCACAUUAUCUGAGAAGUUCAGUUUAGCAUCUGUCCCAAGUUAUCUUUUCACUUAUUGACUUAAAGGACAGAAGGAAUGCAAGUCUCCCAAACCCUGAAGAGCAGGGCUUACUUAAAUUUCCCAACAUUGGCAUUGCUUUGUGUAAUAAGAUACACACAGGGCUCAGAGCACUGUGUACAGAUGUAGAGAUGAAGUUCUCCUUAAGCCAGUGAUGGCUUGUCCAUCGAAAAGCUUCACGUUUCCAUGGUUGUCUCAGAGGUACUUGUUUUUGGGUGGUGCUCCUGAAUCUACUCCUACAGCUCCUUCUUCACUGCAAAAGCCUUCUCUAUGCCUCGUUCCAGGUACAGUUAAAAAUCUGCUUGUUUGCAAGGAAGAAAACACAUGGAACUACUAGCUUCGUGGCACGCAGCAGCGAGCUUAAGCUACCCCGAGCUUUUUAUAAACCCACUUCCCUGAGUCUUUGCUCUUCACCGGGAAAUGCAAAAGACUUGUCCUGGUGAACUGUGGCCAGGUUCUGCUUUCUAUUUACUGGGCAGGGUGGGUGGGAGAUCUAAGGGAGGGAAAGGCUGGGGAGAGACACAGAGGUGAACUCCUCCCACCAGCUCCCCCCACCACUGCUUUACUGGCCUUCUCACUACUCAACUGAAGGUGUACAAAUCCUGCUCUUGGUUAGAAUCCUCCAUAUUAACAGUGUUAUAUACAUAUACAUAUAUAUAAAUAUAUUUCUUUUUUCAGCCCUGUAGACAUGAACUGAUCUUCCCUUGAUGAUGCAAAUCAUGGCCAUUUUUUGGUUUGGUUUUUCUGUUGCAUAAAGUAUUUUGGUUUUGUUUAUUGGAUGAACUUUUUCCCUGGAUACUAGCCUGUGAAGGAAAAUAAAAAGCGCGGUGUGUGUAAAAAAAAAUAAAAUUAAGAAAGAUUUUUUUUCUUUUCCUUUUAAAUGUAUUUAAAUUCUGUUUCUCUCUUCUGUUACUUUACACGUAUGAAUGCUCUGCUCUUCUGUGAUCUUAAACAAAAUCAAUAAAUGUGAAAAGGAGAUGUGUCUUCA